Drosophila yakuba is the source of this 1765-nucleotide messenger RNA. RefSeq lists its product as uncharacterized. The record is from RefSeq and is a predicted model, not a curated record. Gene Ontology annotation, cellular component: ciliary plasm; cytoplasmic dynein complex. The coding region runs from base 187 to 1599 and encodes 470 amino acids. The transcript is spliced from 3 exons. Lineage: Eukaryota; Metazoa; Arthropoda; Insecta; Diptera; Drosophilidae. Gene Ontology annotation, molecular function: dynein heavy chain binding; dynein light chain binding. Gene Ontology annotation, biological process: intraciliary transport.
AAUAAUAAUAUAAUACUUGUACAUUAAUUUAUAUUCAUAAAGCAAAGAUAAAGCUUAGAUUCAGAAUUGAUCUUCACAUAUGUUUCCCUAUGGCUCUGUUUAAGGGUUAAAGCGUUUGGUUUCCUAGGAUACCGAUAGCCACAAAAUAUUGUGGCCAAAACAGUACCAUUUUGAAGCUGAAGGAAAAUGGACGUACUAUCGCAUUACAGCUCACCCGUGGUUGAAUUUCCGGCAACACAGCCGUUGGAGAAGCAGCACGCCCUGGUGGACAACUGUACGGGCACUGAUCCACCGCCUCCUAGCAAAGACACCGCUACCGGAACGCAGGAGAAGCUGCAUGUAGCCACACAAACGGAGCGACGAGUAGUUAGCAGCAAGGAUGUGGAAUACGAUGAGAGGGCUUUGGCCAAGUGGCUGCGACAAAUCUGUCCCAUGGUAGAACGAGAGCUAAUGAAUUCCACUCUUCUGAUGGAGGAUCAAACGAUGAGUCAGUGCCGCUUGGAGGAGGAACUGCAGGUGUACACGUACCAGAAGCUGGCAAUGGGUGGUGCGGACAACUCGCAAGGACUGGCCAUCUGGCUGUGUGUGCAUACCAAUAAUGCUCCAGUUCUGGUGGCCACCACGGUAGCUCCCCAUGAUGACUGGUGCGAGCAUGUGGAUCAGCAGCUAAAACUGUUUGUUCCCCAAAGAAUGUCCAGUGGCAACCUGGUGAUGUACACAGAGGCCAAAACUCUGCCCCUAAAAUCCUGCUUGCGAAGUCUAUGCACAAAUCCGUUCAACAAGACCAUGUUCGCUGGCUCCACCAUGGACGGGGAGCUAUUCAUCUGGCUAUAUGAGCAGGCGAGGGGUUCCGAUAGCGUCGAUAUCAAACAGCUUUACAGUGUGUCGUCUGCCCAGGGUGCUGCAGUGGCUCUGGACUGGCCGAGGGAACAGCUUCUGUUGGCCUGCUUUGCCAAUGGCAGCGUUCGACAGUGGGAUUUGAGCAGGCAGAUGGCUCUGGAUUGGGAGUACACCCUUCCCGCAACGAUUACAUCAGAGCCCACGGCAAUGUUGACCCUUGGUCUGGAUGAUUUCGUCGUGGGCACUAACGAUGGUGGCGUCUAUCGCUGCUGGAACACUCGGCGCCAAACCGCAGCCACCAAGCAGAUCAAAUUGUUGGCCCUACGGCGACAUCUUUUCAUGGUGACCACGCUGAUUCGCACUGAAAUGGAAGGCAACCAGUUCGUCCUGAGCUGCGAUCUCAGUGGGCAAGCCUUCUAUCACGAUAUGCGUCUUGUGGAUGAGGUGAUUACAUGGCAAACAAACCAGCUGAGCUUUAUUUAUUUCCUCUUUACUGCUGUACAGGAUAUGACUCAGUUGAUAGUACAAAUCCCACUACCCUUUAAGAACGUAAUCGCCUGCAGUCGGGAUGGGAACAUCAUCUACUGCCCAGCCAAUGAUGGAUCGCUGGAAUACUAUAGAGUGAGUGAUGGAGCACAUGCCCAUGUCAAGGGAGGACUUCGCGGCAAGGGAAGCCUUAUCCGAAGUAGCGACAAUGGGCGCUGGUUAAUUGCAGGCCUCUAUGGCGAUGAAUUCCAGAUAUUUUACGUAGAAUACUAAAGGGUCGAUUUGGAUUUUGUUCUCAAUAAUCGCUUGUAUUUGCAUUACUGCUUAUGUUAAUAUGUACGGUUUCAUCUUCUCUUAGGGUUGCUAUAUACACGAUUUUAUUUUAAAAUUUUUCAGAUCUCUAACAAAUACCACAUGUAAAUAUAGACUAUGUAUUGUA